Molecule: messenger RNA, 12080 nt
Organism: Stegodyphus dumicola
Lineage: Eukaryota; Metazoa; Arthropoda; Arachnida; Araneae; Eresidae
Product: hemocytin-like
Cellular component (GO): extracellular matrix
Molecular function (GO): protein binding
Source: RefSeq, a predicted model, not a curated record
AUGGCCACAGUGAUAUCUGUUCUUUACAGCGCCUGUUCUCAAGGACACUGGGAUUGCCAUGAGGCAACAACUGCUGAUAUUCUUCUCACACCACCCCCUCAUGUGGCGCCAGAUUGUAACGUUUCUGCUGGAAUGGAACCCACAGAAUGUGUCACUGAAUGUCCACUCACAUGUUCAAACUACCAUCAUCACCAACAAUGCCCUAUGUCUGUUUGCGUCCCUGGUUGCAGAUGCAAGAAAGGCUACGUGCUGGAUACUACAUCCAAUAUAUGUGUGAAGCCUCAGAAUUGCCCUUGCCAUCACAGUGGAAGGAGUUAUGAAGAAGGAGCUCAAGUGACUAUGGAUUGCAAUACUUGCAUAUGCGAAGGUGGUUCAUGGAAUUGUGAUUCGAACCCCUGUCCUGGUCUGUGUAGUGCGUGGGGCGAUUCCCAUUUCGAAACGUUCGACGGUCGGCUUUUCGAUUUUGACGGCAUAUGUGACUAUGUCAUGGUGAAAGCACACGUUACUGACUCUGUUAUUUUCUCGGUUGUCAUUCAAAACGUCCCUUGUGGAAUCGGAGGAGGAGCUAAAUGUGGAAAGGCUGUUUCUAUUACACUAGGGUCCUCGAAUGUUAUUUUGACUCGGGAGCAUCCUCUGCCUGUAGUUCCUGAAACUUCUGGGUUCACAGUGAGUUCUGCUGGGAUGUUUACUUUGGUCAAUACUGAUAUUGGCAUCACAAUCCAGUGGGAUCGAAACACAAGAGUGUACGUUAUAGCUCAGCCCAUGUGGGAAAGCAAGUUGCAAGGCUUGUGCGGAGAUUUUAAUUCAGAUGCUUCUGACGACUUUCGACCUCCAUCUGGCGGCAUACCUCUCGUCUUAGCUAAAGAUUUCGCAGAUAGUUGGCGAGUACAUAAGUAUUGCAAGCCAGCCAAGCAACCUAAAGAUGCAUGUGAAGAAAAUCCAGAAAGAAGAUCGUGGUCUCGUCAGAAAUGCAUUGUUUUGAAAUCUGACCUCUUUAAGCCUUGUCAUCACCAAGUCGAAGUGGAAGAAUAUUAUAAGAGAUGUGUUUUUGAUACAUGCGCCUGCAAUGCCGGUGGAGAUUGUGAAUGCCUGUGCGCAGUGAUUGCAGCUUAUGCUCAAAAAUGUGCCCAUCGUGGUAUUGUCUUGCCAUGGAGAUCUCAAGAACUGUGUCCUAUACAGUGUGAAGCAUGUGACAGGUAUUCACCAUGUAUCUCUCUUUGCCCACCUCCCAACUGUGACACCUACUUGGAUUCCCCGGAGGUACAUACCUGUAAUCGCGAUCCUUGCGUUGAAGGCUGCGAACCCAAACCCUGUGAAGCUGGGUACGUUCACAAGAGCGCCACUAAUAUCACAUGCGUCCCAGAAGAGUUUUGCAGACAGAAACCUUGUGCCGUUAUUGAUGAAGUUCCGUACAGGGAAGGAGAAAGAAUAAAAAGUGAAGACGUCGGAGAUGCUUGCCAAUCAUGCUAUUGUCGCCAUGGUGCAGUUGAAUGCGUUGGAGUGCCAUGUACAGAAGCCAUCAUAACUACUACACGUCCUUAUAUCGUAGAAGUCAUGGAUCAGUGUAAAUUUACAGGAUGGACAGAUUGGUUUAACUCUGUUGAUCCGAGCACUAAUGCUGGUCGUGACUUCGAAAAACUUGGAAAAUUAGCUGACGACUUGCGGCUGCCAUGUCCUAUAACCCACGUGAAAAGUGUUCAGUGUCGUGAUGCUAACACUCUUGUUCCAGUCGAUCCAACUAAUGAACAAGUUACCUGUGAUUUAGAAACUGGACUGGAAUGCAACACUGGGAACUGCCUCGAUUACGAAAUGCGAGCUUAUUGCCAAUGUCAAGAAGAAGUUACCUGCCCACGUGGUCAAGAAUGGAACGCAUGCGCUUUCGAGUGCGAAAAUUCCUGCCAAGCUCUGCAAGAGGAUUUAAAGCAACAAGGCUUAUGCAAUAACGGUGAAAAAUGUGCACCUGGCUGCACUGCAAAUGUUUGCAGGCUUCCUUAUUUAGCUCGUGACCCCAAAACAUGUGUCCUUCCUGAGACAUGUACCUGCAAACUGAGCACAGGAUUCGUUUUAGCUCCUGGUCAAGUAGUGACGAGUGGUUGUGAGAAAUGUCAGUGUCUCAAUAACACUCUGAUAUGUUCUGCUACACAUGAUUGCAAAGCUCCGGAAAUAAGAACGCUACCUCCUGGAGUUACAGGAACAGCUGUGGGCUUACCAUACACACCACCAACUCUCGUUUGCAAAGAUGGAUGGACUGGUUGGUUGAACACCCAUCUACCAGACCGUGACGGUGAUACGGAAUUGUUAGUGGAUCUCAUCGAUAAAGGACUAGUUCCAUGUUCCUUGGAAGACAUUAAAGAAAUCAAUUGUCGCAACGCCAAAGAUCCUCAGAUCGAAAUGCAAGACGGCGUCUUUUGCGAUCUUAAGGCUGGCGGAUUAGUGUGCAGGAACAGGGAUAUGAUCAAGCCUUCUCGUUGUUCGGACUACGAGAUACGUGUGUUCUGCUCAUGCGCAGAAAUACCUGAAGUAGCCAAAACCACUACUGAAACCACACUGCCAAUAUAUGGAACAACUAAAAUCUUUGAGGUUACUUCGCCUUCUUUCAAACUUGUGACUUUCAAAGGCGCUAAACCACAAGUAGGAAAACGUCCACAUUUGGUAGGAAAUUUAGGAUUUAUAAUGACAACUCCAGCCUGCUCUGCUUGGUCAGCCUGGAUCAACAAAAGUCGACCAAAGAAAGGGAGAAAAUAUGGAGAAAGAGAAGAUACCCGGCAUUAUAUUCUGAAGCAAACUGAAGGAUUCUGCUCAGAAGGUUCGAUAAUAGCUAUUGAAUGCAGAGAAGUUAAGUCCGAUAUAGAUUAUACCGAAACUAAAGAGGAAAAAUUAGUAUGUGACUUGAACAAAGGAUUUAUCUGUCUUAACCGAAACCAACCGGAUGGAAGAUGUCAAGACUACAAGAUUAGAUACCUUUGUUCUUGUGAAGAAGUAACUACACAGCCUUCGCUUUUUAUAAAGACAACAACACCGGCCUAUAUUUAUCCUUGUGCUGAUUUUGUGCCUUUGAUCGAUGGUGAGAAACCGCUACCAGAUUCUAAUAUAAAGGCAUCUAGUAGUGCCUCAUCUAAUAGUGGACCUGAUGCUGCACGUAUGAAAGCAGGAAUUGGGAAAGCUUGGACAGCUAGCGUAGAAGAUCAAAACCAAUUUAUUGAAGUGAAUUUGGAUGAUGUCAGAGCAAUUUACGGAGUAAUCACGAAAGGUAAACCUCUCAGCAAUGAGUGGGUGACAUCCUACCAGCUUCUCUUCAGCAACGACGGCGUCUCAUACUCAUAUUACCAGGAUGAAAGUGAUAAUAAUAAGGUAUUCAGUGCUAAUUUUGAUGAUCAGAAUGAAGUGAAGCACAUUUUCAGUCGACCGUUUGAGGCUAAGUAUGUUCGUUUAGAGCCUCUGACAUGGGAAAAGAAAAUAUCUCUGCGUCUUGAACUUUUAGGAUGCUCUGAAGCUGUGCGUGGAAUUACUGAACCAACUGUUCCAGUCUCUGAACCUGUUAAACCACUGGAAGGGUGCACAACUCCCAUUGGUAUGGAAGAUAGAUCCUUCCCCGACAGCCGGUUAACAGCUUCUUCUGAAUAUGACUCUGGCCAUUCUGCGAAAUAUGGAAGACUCGGCUCUGACACUGCGUGGGUGGCAGCUGACUUAGAUUCCGAUCAAUAUUUUCAGAUUAAUUUUCCGGAAAAAGCCAAUAUUUCAGGAGUGAAAACAAAAGGUCGUCAAGAUUCUCCAGAAUGGGUAACAUCCUACAUCAUAGCUUACAGUGACGAUGGAGUUACCUGGGAAAAAAUUACUGAUAAAAAUGGUAUACCAAAAGUAUUUCUUGCUAAUACAGAUCAGUAUACAACGGUGACAAAUAUGCUCCCAAUAGUCCUUAUUACCAAAUACCUGAGAAUAAUGCCCACAGAAUGGCAAAAAUGGAUUAGCAUGCAAGUUGAAAUCUUAGCAUGUACUCCAGCCGAAAUGCAAAAGUUAAUAGCUUUAAAGCCAGCGCGUCUUCCUCGUCCUCGAGUGAAGCCUGGUGUUGGAAUUCCUGUUAUUGGACUUCCCGCUAAAGAAUGCACAAAGCCCAUGGGAUUAGAAAAUGGUUUACUUCUAGACAGCCAGUUAUCAGCAACAUCCAGUUACAGUUCAAGUUUCACCCCAGAUUUUGCCAGAAUGGGCUCAGAUUCUAUAUGGGCUGCAGCUAAUUUAAAGGAUAGGCAAUACUUGCAAGUUGAUUUCCUGGAUGAGCAAAACGUGACUGGAAUUAUCACAAAAGGAAGGGAAGAUAUACCUCAGUGGGUUACCGCUUAUACUGUUUCUUACAGCAAUGAUGGAAUUGUAUGGAAUCCCAUAAAAGGAGAUGAUGGCACCAAGAAAGAGUUUUCUGCCAAUUACGAUCCCUUUGCUUUGGUAACAAACUAUUUCCCAACGAUGAUUCGCACGAGAUUCUUGAGAAUAGAACCCACGAAAUGGAAGAAUUGGAUAAGCAUGCAAAUUGAAAUUCUCGGAUGCUACCACCCACUACCUUGCCAUGAACCAAUGGGUAUUGAAAAUGGACUUAUAACGGACUACCAGCUUUAUGCGUCUUCAUCCGUCUCAGAUGAUAUGUCGCCAGCAAAAAACCGUUUGUCCUCUGCUACUGCUUGGUCACCUGCAAAAUAUGAUCAGAAACACUUUAUUGCGGUGGACUUUCUUGAACCGACUAAUCUUACCGGAGUCAUCACAAAAGGCAAUCCAAACGCACAGGAAUGGGUGAUAUCAUAUCAUGUGUCGUACAGUAAUGAUAGCUUACGCUGGUUGAAAGUUCAAAAUCCUGAUGGUAAAAUUAAAGAGUUUCUAGGAAAUAACGAUCAAGAUUCGGCUGUGAUUAAUUUAUUCCCGUUGCCUGUCAUAGCCAGGUACCUCAGCAUUCAACCAAUAAAAUUUCAUAGAUGGACAAGUCUACGAGUUGAAGUACUCGGAUGCUAUGAAGAACAAAUCUGUCGAGAACCCAUGGGCUUGGAGAAUGGAGUACUGGCUGAUGCACAGAUAUCAGCUUCAUCUUCUGCGAACCCAGACACCAUGCCUGACCAUGUACGAAUUAAUGAUGAGUCAGGAUGGCAACCUCGCAUGUUUGAUGCAAAGCCUUAUUUGCAGGUGGAUUUUCUUGAGCCACGAGACGUUAGCGCGGUUGUUACGAAAGGCAUGAAAGACACAGACUACUGGGUAACAAAAUUCAAAGUUAUUUACAGCCAAGAUGGCGAUAGCUGGCAACCAGUAGUUGACGAGAGUGCAAAUGUUUUGGAAUUUCCAGCCAACAAAGACAGAGAUACUCCUGUGGUGAAUACCUUUCCUGAAGUUAUAGAAAGUAGAUACUUUCGCAUAAUUCCCUUAGAUUACCACGAUGCUAUAGGAUUGAGAUUGGAAUUACUUGGUUGCUAUCAUCCAUAUGAGUGUCAAGAGCCUCUUGGAAUGGAAAGUGGAUCUAUUUAUGAUUUCCAACUGUCAGCUUCAUCUUAUUCAUCCCCUACUUUGAGCCCAUCGAACGCCCGCAUGGACAGCGAUACCGCAUGGGUUGCCGAUAAGGAUGAUGAAAAUCCCUUUAUACAGGUGGAUCUGCUGACUUUCAGCAAUAUCACUGGUAUCAUGACACAAGGCAGAAAUGACGCGAACGAAUGGGUGACUUCUUAUAGAUUAGAAUAUAGCGAUGAUGGGCGAGACUGGAUAAGUGUCGACGAUGAUUCUAGCAAUAUAAUGGAAUUCAAAGGAAAUUUUGACAACGAAUCUCCCGUUACAAAUUUGUUCCCGUAUCCAAUAUUUACAAGAUUUUUGAGAAUAAAGCCAACGCAAUCCAAAUCUAGCGUCAGUCUGCGAUUUGAGAUCUUAGGUUGUUUCUAUGAAAAAGUGUGUUUGGAACCAAUGGGACUUGAAAACGAGCUCCUGCCAGACAGUCGAAUUACAGCAUCGUCUUCCCUAUCAGAGAUUAGAAGUCCGCCUUCUGUACGUUUGAGCAGUGAUGCUUCGUGGUCACCAGCUACAAUAGACGAACCACAGUUUCUUCAGGUGGAUUUUGAAAGCCCAAGGAACAUAUCGGCAGUAGUCACCAAAGGCGAUGCAAAAUUACCACAGUGGGUGACUUCAUUUCAAGUUGCUUACAGCAGUGACGAAGAUAAUUGGAUACCAGUGACUAAUGAAAAAGGAGAAGCAAUCGAAUUCCCUGCUAAUACAGAUAAUGAAUCUCCUGUGACAAGUCUAUUUCCAGAAACAUUCGAAGCUCAGUACGUCAGAAUCAUACCAACGGAUUGGAAGAACUGGAUCAGUCUUAGAGCUGAAAUACUCGGAUGUUAUCAUCCUUACGAACCAUAUAUUGAAGUGACUGUACCUCCGGAAGAAGUUUUGUCUUUAACAGCUCUACCAACAGAACCUAUAAUGGCUGUUGCAUGUCCUAAUCCUAUGGAGGCUGAAAAUACACUUUUGGUGGGAGCAAGAAUUCAAGCGAGUUCAUUUGCUCCUAACAGUUCUCCUUCACGCAUUCCACUCAAUACUGUCGGCGAGAAUGGAUUAAGCGGUGGAUGGGUGCCAGAAGUAGAAGAUCUACAUCCUGUUUUAAUGAUAGAGCUUCCAGAACCUAAAUUGCUCACUUCUAUAAAUAUGCAAGGAAGAGAAGAUGAAGAAAAUUGGGUGAAAAGCCUGAGAGUAAUAGCAAGUAUAAAUAACAGUACAUGGCUACCGGUUUUUGGUUCUGAUGGAGAUGAGGUCAUUGAAGGAAAUGAAGACCAAAACAGUGUGGUUGGCCAUUACUUCGAAAAGCCAAUGGAAGUAAAAUAUAUCAAGAUCAUUCCUGAAACUUGGCAUCGAUGGCCAAGUUUUAGGCUGGAUCUUCGAGGGUGUCAUGUUUACCCUGAAGUCACUACAGUCCCUGAGCUGGUACCUUCUCUUUGUCCUGAACUCUUAAACGAACCAGAUCUGACUACCAACUGCCCAUCUGCCUGCCCAGAUGGACUUUUGUGUAACGGUGAAGAAUGUGUUGAUCCUCUGGACUGCUCUUGUGUUAUUGAUGGGAAAAUAUUCCAGGUCAGUGACAGAGUAGAAGAUCACGCAUGCAGGCAGUGUGACUGUGCUCUUGGAGGGAGGUCUGUAUGUGCCGACAAAAAGUGUCCGCCUUGCAAAGAGGACGAAAAAUCAUCCUUAGGGACAAACUGCGAAUGUAAGUGUGAGAAAUGUUUAGACUAUGAAGUUCUUUGUCCAACUAGUCACGAAUGCAUCCCAAAGAAGAGGUGGUGUGAUGAUAUCGUGGAUUGCCCUGAUGAUGAGACGAACUGCCCAAUUACAACGGAAAUACCAGUGACUCCAAUUGCUGCUAUUCUUCCGACACCAGCUCCUGUUCCAGAAAAUGCUACAUGUGAUAUAAUGGGCAAGCAUAUCAACACAUUUGACGGCCAAGAUAUAACGUACGACAUUUGCCACCACGUCGUUAUGAAGGACAUAUUAAAUGGAAUAUUCAAUUUAUCGAUUCAUAAGAGCUGUGAUUAUGUCGGAGAUUGCAAGCACUGGAUAGAAGUAGCAUAUAGAAACCAUAAAAUCAAAGUUCACUCUAAUCUCACAGUUGAGUUCGAUGGCCAUACGUAUUCCGCAAUGCAGCUGGUUAAACUGAGCAAGAAAACAAAAUCAAGAAGAAGUCUGAUUAUCGAGAAAGUAGGAGACCAAGUUCUUAUUAAAUCAAUUGCAAGAGGCUUUACAAUUAUGUAUGAUAACAUGGCUCACCUAAAAGUAGAGGUUUCUCCAGGGUUAUUGAGAAGAUUAGGUGGUCUCUGCGGAUUCUAUUCUAGAGUACCAGAGGAUGAUCAGAAGAAACCAGACGGGAAAACAGCCUAUACCAGUCGUGAGUUUGGUGAUAGCUGGACAGUUGACUAUCUUGAGAAAGACUGCGCGCCUGUAAUUUGUCCACACGAAGUCAUGUCUAAUGCACUGGAAGAAUGUAAUAAAUUGAAGGCAGAGCCUUUCACUGAAUGUGGUAAAUUACUAUCAGUUGAAAACUUUAUUGAAUUCUGCAUGAGCUCAAUUUGUGAAUGUAUGCACCAGGGGAAAAUUUUAGAAAAAUGCAAAUGCGACAGUUUUCAACCUUUUGCCGAAGAGUGCGAAGCUAAAUUAGGGCCUAAAGCUAUCAGAACUUGGAGACUUAAACACGAAUGUGUUCCAAAAUGUCCAUCGGGAAUGGAGUGGAAUGAUUGUGGGCCGUCCUGCCAAAUCACUUGUGACAGUGCCUCUAAUACUUCAUUGGAAGAGUGUUCCGGGAAGUGUGUGCCUGGUUGUUUCUGUCCACUUGGCACGGUACUCAAUGAGGAUAUAUGUGUUCCUCCGGACCAGUGCGCUGAUCAAGUAUGUCAGGGUUUUGGUGAUCCUCAUUUUCAGACAUUCGAUGGAUUGAUCUUCCCACUCCAGGCAGAAGGAUCCUUCUUGAUCGUUGGAGAUAAAGAAAAAGACAUUGCUAUCAAUGGCUUUUCAAAAAAGUGUGGACUUUUCUCUUCAACAACCUGUCUGACAGGGCUGGAAAUUCUUUAUAAGGAAAGUAAAGUACUUAUCAAAAAGCACAAAGAGCUGAUGGUUGACAACGUUAAAGUUCCAAUGGAAAAGUUGCCAAUGUAUUCGGAAGGAAUGGUCAUCUUAGGAUACCCAGGAAGAACUUUUGUUGUUGUCAUACCACAAAUUAACUUGGAAGCCAGAUAUUACGAAGAAAAUUCUGGCUUCGCUGUCAAAAUACCUUCUAGAACGUAUUUUAACAAAACUGAGGGACUUUGCGGUAAUUGUAACGGACAAAAGGAUGAUGAGCUGAAGGAGAAACCGCUUAGUGAAUUUGUAUGCGACUUCCAGACAGAAGGAGAUAAGGAAGAAUGCAAGAAAUCACUUAUAGAACUGCCAGAUCAUAAAGAAAUGGUUCCCAUUUGCAACAAGCUUAAUGAUCCCAUUUUCGAGGCCUGUCAUCCUCUGAUAGACUUGGAUGUGUUUAUCGAUGCCUGCAGUUUUGAUUCUACACAUAGUGGAGAUUCAAAAGCCUCCUUGUGCAAAACAGCAAUGGAAUAUGGAAGGCAAUGCUGUCAAGCAGGCACAGUUAUUGAAGGAUGGCCAGAAAAAUUAGGAUGCGAUAUCCAAUGUCCUGAAGGCCUUCAAUUCGAGCAGUGCCAUCGGGGGUGUCCCCAGACAUGUGUUACUGUGAAGAAUGUGUCCUCUGAAUCCUCCUGUAGUCAUCUCAAAGCCGACGGAUGCUUCUGUCCAGAAGGCGAGGUUCUGAAAGAUGGCGUCUGUGUGGCUGUUGCCUUAUGUGAUACAUGUGACAAAGAAGGGCAUGUGCCUGGCGAUUCUUGGAAUGAUGGUGUCUGUAAGAAAUGUCAUUGCCGAGCUGAUUUGACCACAGAAUGUGAUAUUGAAGUUUGUCCAGCAAAGCCUAUCUGCUCCUUGGGUGAAAGUUUAGCGAAAGUGAAUGAUAAGGAACUGGAAUCAUCUUGUUGUGAAACUUAUGUUUGUGUUCCCAAAGAAAACGACUGUCCGCCUGUGGAUGUUCCAAAGUGCCCAAAAGGGGAAGUAGCUAAGAUAGACACCGGUAGUAGGCAUUGUCCAGAAUUCAAAUGUGAAUGUGAUCCUGCACUCUGUUCACCAGUUGUAUGGCCUGAAGAUCUCGAGGAAGGCCAAACUGCCGAAAUGGUUAACGAUUCGUGUUGUCCAAGAGUAGAAGUAACCUGCCACACUUUAUCUUGUCCCGAGAAGCCAGAAUGUGAGGCACGUUUAGAGCGCAUUGAAACAGCAGGAGAAUGUUGCACAACGUACAAAUGCAAGCCUCCAAAAGACGUUUGCGUGUAUACAUACAACUAUGAAAUUAUUGAUGGUCUCCAAUCUCCCGUGGAUCCCGCAAAUGCAAUUACUCAAGUAUAUAAGCUCGGAGAUGAAUGGAAAGACGGUUUGUGCGAGAAAUGCAGUUGCGUUGAGAGUAAAGGCCAACUUGGACCACUAUGCACUGUGGAGCAAUGUCCACUUCUGGAAGAUAAUCCAGAAAAGGAGGACUACGUAUUGCAUGAAUAUCAAGUGCCGGAAAAGUGUUGCCCAGAUAUUUUCAAAGUCCAGUGCAAAGAUGAGUUUGGUAAUGUAUACGAGGCUGAAGAACAAUGGACUGAUGAAAACGACCCAUGUAUUACUUACAUCUGCGAAAAAAAGGAUACUGGUGACGUAAGCAAAAUAAAAAGUGUAAUGAACUGCACUGAAUGUCCAAGAACUGCUACUUAUUUCCCACCUUCUAAAAUACUUGGCCAGUGUUGUGGCGUUUGCAAAAUAACGAAAUGCGAAGAUGGAGAAGAUUUAUACGAGGUAGGAGAUAGUUGGGUUAGUCGAGACCAGCCCUGUCGAAAAGCGGAAUGUAUAAACGAGUUUGGUAAAAUAAAGACAAUUUAUACCAUGCAGCCUUGUCCAGUUAUUCCUAAGGAUUGUCCAGAGGAUAAAAUUGUGUGGAAUCAAAAUGGUUGCUGUAAAAUUUGCAAUCUCACAAGUGAAAUCAGCUGCAGCACUGGCCCUAUACCUGAGGAAGAUACAAUCGGUUUCUUCACAUUCCAAGAUAUGCUCCAUGGCGGUGUAUGCGUGAAUGAAAAACCUGUAUCGCAUGUUCUUCGAUGUUCUGGUGCAUGCCAUUCACACUCAUAUUAUUCUUUGGAGGAUGGUGAUUUUAAGAACAUGUGCUUAUGCUGCAAAGUGAAUGUUACCAUCAACCGAACUAUUGAACUUCGUUGUCCAGAUGGUAAUUACAUCACAAAAACAUUCCUCCAACCAGAAUCAUGCCAGUGUUCAAAAUGUGCUCCCAAAACAAAAGAAAAAAAUACAGGCAAGACAGAUUAUAAUUCAAACCCAUGGAGUCAAUCUGAAGAAACUGAAAAUUCAUUCAAAACAUUCCAAAUAGGUCAAGAACCUGAAGAUACAGACAACUGGGAAAUUUCUCAAGCUGAAAGUUUUUCACCUUUUGAAAAAAAUACACUCUUCGAAGACAAUAAUGAAUUUUCACAAGAAGAAGAAAUAUGAGGCAUGUGUCCUCCAACUAUUAAUUAACUGACUUCCUGAAAAGACUAAAUAUGUUAUUGAUAAACAUGGAUAACUGCUAUAAAACAGGUAAAGCGGUAUUUCACAUAAAUACAGCACUGAUGAUGGACAACUAUUUCUCUUUUUAGUGCUUUGAUAUUAAUUACCCAGUGAGUGAAAAGGAUUUUGAUACAUAAUUUUAUUUUAUAAAGGAUUGUUAAAAAUCAUUUUUUAAAUAUAUUUACAAAAUGUUUCAAUUUUGUUAGAGGAUAUUUCCAUGCAAGCUCUCCUAAGGAAAUCAUCUAUGAUCUAUUCCAUAGAUACACAUGUUGAAAAAUUCAUCUGUGAGUUGUUAUUUAAAUUGCAACAAAAAUAAUAAUAAAUACAUACAUAAAGUUUAAACUCUUCUGUCCGAAAAAAAUCACACACACACGCAAAAAAAAAAAAAAAAAAAACUUCAUACCUUCUUUGUAAUGAUUCAGAAAUAAACUUGGUUGUGAAUACAGCACACAUUUCAAUACUUAAAAUUAAUUUGCAUUCAUGUGAAACAAAAUAUAAAGAAAAUUUCAACAGAGAGUCCAAGUGGAAACCUUAAGUGUCUCUUGAAAAUAACCUUCUUGUAAAAAGGUUCUUCUUAGACCUUCUUAUGAGAAGACCUCUUUAAGUAAGUAUUAUUAUAAAAUUAUCUUGCAAUUACUUAAUAUGCAAGAAAUUUCAGUCCAAUGCAGUUAUAACCUAGAGCAGUAAUUUUCAGUAUUUUCAAAUUGACAGUCCAUUUAACCAUGAUAUUCUGAUAAAAUAAUUUAAAUUCUAAACUGUUACUAUUUUAAUUGCAGAUACUAUAUUCUCAUUUUCUCAUUCAUAUACUAAAUUGACAAUCUACCAUGCAAACCAUCUUGAAGACACAUCAAAUUUUUAUCUGCUUAGAUUUCAUCAUUUUCAAUGCAAAAAUAUAUUCUCUUCUCACAAUCAUAUCUAAAAAAAAAAAAAAAAAAAAAAAAAAAAAAAAAAAACUUUAA